Molecule: messenger RNA, 4172 nt
Organism: Archocentrus centrarchus (flier cichlid)
Lineage: Eukaryota; Metazoa; Chordata; Actinopteri; Cichliformes; Cichlidae
Gene: mcoln1b
Product: mucolipin TRP cation channel 1b
Exons: 13
Coding region: 164-1876 (570 amino acids)
Cellular component (GO): lysosomal membrane; plasma membrane
Molecular function (GO): NAADP-sensitive calcium-release channel activity
Source: RefSeq, a predicted model, not a curated record
GCGAUGUGUUUACCUAUGUGUCAUCUAUAGACAGCGCCUCCGAACAUCACAAUCUACGAGGAAAAAUAAUAAUAAUAUGUGCCUCCAUCGGCUCUCUACUCUCUGCUUUUUGUGCCUGUAAUGUCCUCCUCCUGCGCCCCUGCGUGACCGUGAACGCCUCACCAUGUCAUCUUCAAGUUACACCUGCGUCCAGGACAGCGCCACAGAGAAGGAAAGGCUGCUCUCCUCCGUAUCUGGCUAUGGGUCCCAGGAUCUUCUUGGAAGUGGGAGCUCCCGCCCUUCGGGCCUGGUGGGCUCCGAGCUGCUCCAGCAACAGGAGGAAGAAGAGGAGGAGGCCCUGAGGAGGAAACUCAAGUACUUCUUCAUGAGCCCUUGUGACAAGUAUCACGCAAAGGGGCGCAAGCCUUUCAAACUGGGCCUGCAGCUGCUCAAAAUCGUCAUUGUGACUGUGCAGUUGGUGAUGUUUGGACUGAGCAACCAGAUGGUUGUGACAUUUCAAGAGGAAAACACGGCGGCAUUCAAACACCUUUUCCUGAAGGGUUAUAAGGACAAAGCCCCCCACGCUGUCCACACGCAGAUGGAGAUGCGCAGCCACAUCCACUUUGCCAUAAAGCAGUACUUGACUCUACCUCAGAUCUCGCUGGGACGGUACGCAUACGUGCUGGGCGUCGGUGUUAACGAAAGCGCGCUCUCCCUCUGCCAGAGGUACUAUCGGAGGGGCACCAUCGACCCCGUCAAUGACACGUUCGACAUCGACCCACAUGUUGUCACGGAUUGCGUUGGGGUGAAUCCACCGCCUCACGGCUCUGCUCCAGGAAACAGUGACUACAAGAAUUUCACUCUCAUGUUUUACAAGUUGAUCAACGUAACCAUUGACUUCCAGCUGAAGGCCAUCAACAUUCAGACCAUUAUAAACAAUGAAAUUCCCGACUGCUACACCUUUGCCAUCACGAUUGUGAUGGAUAACAGGGCUCACAGCGGUAAAGUUAAGAUCAGCCUUCAGAACCAGGCCUCUAUUAAGGAGUGUAAAGACCCUAAUGUGUCCGGGCACGCGGAGAACUAUGCGCGGGAGUUCUUUGAUGUGCUGGUGGCCAUCGUCUGCCUGCUGUCCCUGGUGCUGUGCGGGCGCUCCAUCCUCAGAGGCAUCCUCCUGCAGCAUGAGUACGUGCAGUUUUUCAAACACAAACUGGGUCGCAGCGUGAGCUGGGGAGACAGGAUGGAGUUCAUCAACGGCUGGUAUAUUCUGCUCAUCGUCAGUGACGUGUUCACCAUCAUCGGCAGCUUCAUCAAAAUUGGGAUCGAGUCCAAGGAUCUGUCAUCAUAUGAUGUGUGUGGAAUCUUGCUGGGAACCUCCACUCUGCUGGUGUGGGUGGGAGUCAUCCGCUACCUCAGCUUCUUUCAAAAGUACAAUAUCUUGAUUGUGACUCUAAGAGCCGCUUUUCCCAACGUUAUCCGCUUCUGCUGCUGUGCGGCCGCCAUUUAUCUGGGAUAUUGCUUCUGUGGAUGGAUAGUGCUGGGGCCCUACCACACAAAGUUCCGCUCCCUGUCCACGGUGUCAGAGUGCCUGUUUUCUCUGAUCAACGGUGACGACAUGUUUGUAACAUUCGCUGAGAUGGAGCAAAGCGGCACGCUGGUGUGGACCUUCAGCCAGAUCUACCUUUACACCUUCAUCUCCCUCUUCAUCUACAUGGUGCUGUCCCUCUUCAUCGCACUCAUCACCGGAGCGUACGACACCAUCAUGGCCCAAACACAGGAGCAGGUACACAUCACAGAUCUACAUGCAUUCAUUGCACAGUGCACGGACACGCCCAGUUCUGGCAAGUUCCGUGAGCCUGAAGCCUCGUCGUGCUCCUUCCUGUGCUGCUGUGAGUGGUGAGGACAGUGAUCCAGUGGCUGCACAGAGGGAGUAAGAGCAGCGUGUAUGUAGAAGGACACGAUAGUCGUCGUCUCCCCCGCCUCCUUCCCCUGCCUCUUUAAAGCACCAUAUUUCCACUCCAGUGACAGCUGUCUGCUAUUGUACUCCUUUUUUCCAGACACCCAGCAGGGCCAAUUCAUGUCUUGAGAGUGAACUGACUGACCUUGGACUGCUUUGUCCCCUGUUGACCCUGUUUGAAUUUUGCAUCUCAAUUUGUGCUGGAAUGGUAGAUUGCACUGAAGACUUAGAAACCCAAUUACCUGCUUCAGCUUUUGUACUGUACUGUAUGAAUAAUUUAUUACAUCUUUCUGAAUGUCAGGUUGGUAGGGCUUUGAUGACUAGAAGCAUAAUGUCAGUAAACACAUUCACCGCAAUAGCCUGGACACCAGGUCUAUCGGGCAAAAUUAGGACACACUUUCACUUGAAUGAUCCACCAUUUACAGGGUUUUCAUUAUCAUUUUAUUGUUCGCAUGGCCACUUAGGCAAAAAAGAUUUUCGUGCCUCUUGAUUAUGUAAAUAUAUGUAUGUCUUGUGGAUUUUAGGCAUAAAUUGGGGGAAAAAGACUGACCAUGAACCGCUGUACAUGUGCGUUAGCCAGCAUAUUCAGUCAAGGCCGUUCUUCCACUCCAGUUCAAUUUUCCUGCUCCUCAUCUCCAUUGUUCACAUCCUCGUGUGGCUGGAAGGAGAUGAUAGCUGCACGAGGAAGAACAAGCCCCGCGGCCAACCAGCUAGUCAUCAAUAUGUAUGAACCCUUUCUGCUAUAAGGUGCCAGGUGUAGGUCUGUGCUAAUGCACUGCGAGGCAGAGUGCGCUUCACUAGAGCACGUUAGGUGACUGCCUUACAAAGACACGGUAACUGCUGAAGAAGAGAAAUCAUUUUAUACCUUUUUAGGCUCAUUGGUAGUAGACCUUUUUUUUUUUUUGUACAGCAGUCAUUUUGUAAUAAAACAGAUAAACGAAGGUGAAGGUUUUUUUUUUUUCCAGUAAUACUCAUGUUUAUCUGCUGCCAGUGAAAAAACACAGUGCAUUGAUUCUCCUUACUUCUCUUGGUCAUUUGAACCAGAGACUUUGCUUAAUAAUGUAAAAAUACAUUUAAAUAUGUGAUUUAAUUGUAGCUCAAUCACAUGAAAUCAAUCCCCUAAAGGCUCCUGAAACUCUAUUUACUGCUGCUCUGCUAAGCUAAGCUAAUUUUGUUUCAGGAGCCGAUGUUGAUUGGGUAUUACUUUCUUCUCCAUUAUUUCAUAUCAUUUUGAUAUUGACUCAUUUUUGUGCAGUAAUAAGUACUAAGGUACUAAGAUGUUGGAAAAUCAAACAACACUUCUCACUGAUAGCUUAAUUAGCUUUAACUAGGCAGUUAAAGCUAAUUGAGCUAAUUUGGUAGUAGACUUCUUUUUUUUUUUAGCUCAUCCAGCUGCUUUACUGUUACAAGACUUUGGUUUUAAGUAUUAUUGUUCAUUUUUAAUGCUCUUUUCCCUUAAUUAGAUAGUUGUACAGUAUAACAGAUUGGUAGGGGAAAAUCAAGUGUCAGUCCUCAUAUUUUCUUUCUUACAUUUGUUAAAAUAUAUGGUUAGGAAUUCCACCUUUGUAUGGUAGUUUGUACUGUAGGGAGCACAGUUGUGUCUUUAUUUUGUAAAAUGUUAACUUAGGCUCUUUUCAUUGAAACUGUGUGCAAAAUGGUUAAUUUAUGUUAUCAAUGAAUGGAUUAGGGCAUCUCUAGGUCAUCCCUUCUUGAAGUUCUUCUAUAUAAACUUGAAGUGGUCAUGAAGAUGCAGCAUGCUGCUUAAGGUCAUAUGAAGGUCAUAUGAGGAACGAUUUUCACCAGCUGAACAAAAACUGGAUCAGGAUGAAAGGGAACACGGGUUUGGAAAUGAGACAGAUUAUUGUGAGCUGCCUCGUUUACUUUGUUUACAGUUGUAAAGGGAGAGUGUUCUUUUGUGCACACUUAUUUAUUUCCUCUUAAUUAAAGUCCGAUGUACAGCUUGUAAUUGUGAUUUAAAUGUGUCACGUAGGAGCUGUAUAUCACAGCGGAACAAUGCAUUAUAAAUCGAAGGCGCCUGUUGGUGUUCUCCUGACACUUGUGGAGAAGCUCUUUAAGACUGUUUUGAUUUAACUGCUGCUCAGUGUGUUUGUUUGCUUUUUUUUCUUUUUUAAAAAUGCUGUCUUAAUUCUUUUUUACCUCAUUUUAAGAAGGUGCAAGAUUGCUGAGAGAUUUGUACAGGUUUUUACCUUCUUUUGUGUGAAGAUGCUGUCUUCUCAAA